This is a messenger RNA of Lecanosticta acicola, 1860 nucleotides long. The record is from the annotation of a GenBank genome assembly. NCBI's taxonomy places the organism in Eukaryota, Fungi, Ascomycota, Dothideomycetes, Mycosphaerellales, Mycosphaerellaceae.
AUGCGGCGCGUGCAACACGUGUUGACGCCUCUCCAGUCCCUCAUAGCACGACGAUGGCGCCCGGAAUGGAUUUGCCAGAGUUGCAGGCAAACACGACCAGCUCCAAACUGGACACGAGCGAGUUCUACCACCACGACCACGACCACGACGGAGAUUGAGAAACCAUACUAUGUCACCACGCCGAUUUUCUACGUCAAUGCCGCUCCGCAUGUGGGCCACAUGUAUACCAUGAUCCUCGCCGACGUGCUCAAGAGAUGGCAAGUCCUCAAAGGCAGAAAAGCAGUCCUGCUCACCGGGACGGACGAACAUGGCAUGAAGAUCCAACGCGCCGCAGCCAAAGCCGGCGUGGAACCCAAAGAGUUCUGCGAUAAAGGCGCGGAAGUGUUCAAAUCGCUAGGCGCACAGGUGGAUCUGAGCAAUGAGGUCUUCAUCCGGACGACGGAUCAGAAACACAGGGAGGGAGUGGAAUAUGCGUGGCAGAUGCUGGAAGAGAGGGGAUACAUCUACGAGCGCAAGCACGAAGGCUGGUAUAGCGUUUCGGAUGAGACUUUCUAUCCGAAUUCGCAGGUGCACCUGAAGCUGGAUCCGCGUACGGGCAGGAAGAUUAUGGCUAGUAUUGAGACGGACAAGGAGGUGGAAUGGACGAGCGAGAAGAAUUAUCAUUUUCGGUUGAGUGCUUUCAAGGAUCGGUUGCUGGAGUUUUAUGCGCAGAACCCGGAGUACGUCGUGCCGCAGGAGAGGAUGAGGGCGCUGGUCAAGGAGGUGGAAGCUGGGUUGGAAGAUUUGUCGAUCUCGAGGCCGGCUGAGCGUCUGGACUGGGGUGUGCGAGUUCCGACGGAUUCUUCGCAGACGAUAUACGUCUGGCUGGAUGCCUUGCUCAACUACGCGACGGCCAGUGGAUAUCCUUGGCCUCCCGGUAAAGAGAGCGCGGGUGGAUGGCCGGCAGAUGUACAGGUCAUUGGCAAAGACAUCAUCCGCUUCCACUGUAUUUAUUGGCCAGCAUUCCUCAUGGCUCUCGACCUGCCACUCCACAAGCAAGUCUUGACACAUGCACACUGGACUCUCGGGAGGGAGAAAAUGGCCAAGAGCACUGGCAAUGUCGUCAAUCCUUUCUGGGCACUGGAAAGAUUCGGCAUCGAUGUGAUGAGAUGGUAUCUGAUCCACGAUGGCGGAAUUCGAGACGAUGCCGAUUAUGACAACAAUUUCAUCGUCGAGAGGUACAAGAAGGGUCUGCAAGGCGGUCUUGGAAACGCCAUUGGCAGAAUCAUGAAGGGCAAAGGCUGGGACGUAAAGCGAGCCGUUCGGCGCUACGCUCAUCCCAACGAGGCAGACAAAUCCAAGACCUCUCUUUCGGCAGCCUUCAAAGACAAUGGUAUGGGCGGCUGGUAUGGACAAAUUCGGGCAUGUCCGGGCAAGAUCGAACGGCACAUGCAAGAGCUGCAUCCAAACCGAGCGCUGCAAGCGAUUAUGAAUUCGGUUCGUGAAACGAACGGCCAGUUGCAACACUGGUCGCCGUGGACCCUAGUACAGAAGCUCCGGUCUGCAAUGGCGGAUACCACGGGCCAAGAACUGCGGCAGCUGGAUGAGGAAGAGAAUACCCAAGGCGGAGAGGCCGUAGAACUGCUGGAAGCUCAGAUCGAUCGAAUCAUCUAUCUCGCUGCGGAACAACUGCGGCUUGUUGGGAUCAUGUUACAACCCUUCAUGCCUUCCGCUGCGAAGCGACAGCUGGACAUGAUGGGUGUUGAUCCUGAACGGAGGUCGUUCGAGUGGGCUGUUCUGGGCAAAGACGAUUCGUAUGGAGUACCUUUGGUUAGCCUCGACGAGGGUGGCCUUUUUAUGUCCUUGACGAGCGAGUUCUGA